GGCUUUGGUUGACAUCCAGGACGAGCGAGAGCAUCGCUGACGACAUCAGUGUCACGAAAAGGUGUUUUUUUUCUGCAUUCAUUUACAUUACUGACAAGUUUUUUUUAUGUCCUUCCAGUCCUUCUGAGUCCUUGCAUGUUUGUGCACGUCUGCACUAGUCUCCGUGCACAUGGCAUUUGUGUUUGUCUGCAACUGUCGCUGCUUGUCUGUACUACUUGUUUGUACUUGUCUCUGCCGUCCUGCGCACGUUUGCGCCUGGUGAUUGUCUUUUCGUUCACCCGAAACUCAUUUGCAUUCAUUUGCGCUUGUUCAUGCAAUCUAAUUGUGUACAUUUACUCUUUGGCACUUCGUUGCGGCCACUUCGCGUGCUUGUCUUUACGUGUCUCAGGCUGCGCUCGUUUGUAUCCGGCGUCUUCAAGUUGUGAAAUGGGUUCGAUUUGUCGAUUGAUAAUAUUUAUAACUAACUGAUCAUAUGCUCCUUACUUCUCUGCUGAUAUUAGUGCAUGUCUACACUCGUCUGC
Molecule: messenger RNA, 521 nt
Organism: Suillus paluster
Lineage: Eukaryota; Fungi; Basidiomycota; Agaricomycetes; Boletales; Suillaceae
Exons: 2
Coding region: 136-468 (110 amino acids)
Source: RefSeq, a predicted model, not a curated record